This is a messenger RNA of Rangifer tarandus platyrhynchus (Svalbard reindeer), 1146 nucleotides long. NCBI's taxonomy places the organism in Eukaryota, Metazoa, Chordata, Mammalia, Artiodactyla, Cervidae. The record is from the annotation of a GenBank genome assembly.
AUGAGUGUCCCGGUGCGACCGGGCCCAAGCAGCUGGAGGCGGGCAGCCACCUUAGUGCUGGCGGCGGGCUGGACGCGCCCGGUCCCCGACGCCCCAUCGAGGCCCCACCCACCCGCCGAGGGAUUCCGGGUGCUGCUGCUGCAGCGCUCCGCGAGCCAAGGCUUCUUGCCCGGGGCGCACGUCUUCCCGGGCGGGGUAUUGGAGGCGGCAGACCGCUCGACCGAUUGGCUGCGCCUCUUCGCGCCGCACCACCGGCCGCCCCGCUUUGGCCUGGGCCCCGCGCCGCCCCAGCGCGCCGCCUUCCCGGUGCUGCCCAACAUCCAGCCGGGAGCCGUGGACGUGGACGCGGCGGCGCUGCCCGAUGACAUCGCCUUCCGCAUCUGCGCCAUCCGCGAGGCAUUCGAGGAGGCGGGCGUGCUGCUGCUGCGGCCCAGGAGCCCGCGGCCCGCUGAUCAGGCGCCAGGCUGCGCCCUCGCGCCGCCGCCCGCCUUGGCCGACUGGCGCGCCCGCGUCCGCCGGGACCCGCGGUACUUCCUGAGCCUGUGCUCGCAGCUCGACUGCACUCCCGACAUCUGGGCGCUGCGCGACUGGAGCGGCUGGAUCACGCCCUUCUCACGCCCCGGCGGCCGCCGUUUCGAGACCACCUUCUUCCUGUGCUGCCUGAGCGAGCCGCCGCCGGUCUUCCCCGACUUGGUGGAGGUGGUGGGCUGCCAGUGGUCAUCUCCAUCAGAGGCAAUUGAAAGCCUCAUAUCAAAGGAAAUUUUGCUUGCACCCCCACAGUUCUACGAAAUACGUAGACUAGGAAACUUUGCCUCUCUCUCUGACUUGCACAAAUUUUCUUUGGAUCGUGAAUCAGAAGGCACGGAAAGAUGGAUGCCAAUCGUAUUGUUAACUGCUGAUGGGAAGAUCCAUCUUUUACCAGGAGAUGAGAUGUACUUAGAAGAUUCAAACUUUUUAGAAAACUGUAUGUCCACUGAAAAAAGGAAUGAAGAAAUCAUGAACGAAGGCAAGAAAUUUCACCGAAUAGUGUUGUAUAAUUCCCACAGUUACGGAGAUUAUACAGGUUAUAGCAUCCAUGUGACAGUUCUGCCAAAGUAUAAACACGUUUAUCCUAAGAGCUUUGUAGUGGGUAAGAGCUGUCUUUAG